This is a messenger RNA of Populus nigra (black poplar), 540 nucleotides long. RefSeq lists its product as uncharacterized. The transcript has 3 exons. The coding region runs from base 85 to 402 and encodes 105 amino acids. Lineage: Eukaryota; Viridiplantae; Streptophyta; Magnoliopsida; Malpighiales; Salicaceae. The record is from RefSeq and is a predicted model, not a curated record.
UCCAACUUUGCACAAGAAUAUCAUAUUCGUACCAUAUCCUUUUUGCUCUUUUCCUGUAAAGUCACAGGGUUUUGUUUCUUUGAAAUGAUGGAAGGUGAUACAACUAUGGCGGCGAGGAUUGAUAGAAAAACGUCAAUAGAAUUUGAGCCAAGGACUCUAAGAAUGGAGCAAAUCCAAUUUGCCAGGGAAGCAGCUCUAUAUGUGUUGAAUACGAGCAGCAUAGAAGCUGCUUUGAGUAUAUUUACAGAGGGUGUGGAGCCGGUGGUGGGUGUGGCAAGACGAAAUGGAGACGCCAUUAAUGGGAUGGAAAUGAGUAAAGAAAAGCAGUAUUUGGAAGAUGAAGAUGAAGAUGAAGACCUGCAGCUGCCUGGGAUAAGAGAUAUAGCAUCUUCUCCUUUUUAACUGAUUUAUUUGUCAGCACAACUUUAUAUGUAAAUAAUACGAUUAGUUAAUUAGCUAUUGGCCUCUGGUGUACGUUGUACAGGAUCCAAAAUCUGCCUUUCCAAGUAUCGGCCUACCUAUCUACACAUAACUCAAUUC